AUGGAACGACAAAUAAUAUACCACACGCGCUCCCUGUCGCAGAGCCUCAUCUUCUCCACCACACGCCGCUCCUCUGCCCUCGCAUCCUCCCGCCCCGCCGCAUCACCGCGAUCAUGCACGUCCAGCCUGCGCUCCCAGGCCCGCCGCAUACAUAACACGCGGCCAGUGCUCAUGCAAUCCAAGCCCCCCAAGUCGCGCGACCGCGGCCCUAAGAGCGAAGAAGACACGCAAACUGACUUUGGCGCGCUCGAUGUCUUGCGCAACACGGCAGCGCCCGCAACAAGCAUCGAUGCGACCACGAGCGACGGGUUUGCGCUGAACAACCAGAUGCGCGUUAGCGGCUGCGGACUGCUACUUGUGGGCGGCGAAGCGUUCAGGUGGCGGCCGUGGGUGCAAGCAGAGCGCAAGGAAGGCACCGUUGCGGAAGGCGGCUUAGGCGAUGAUGCCAUGACAGGGCGGCUGACGAAUGCAAAGGGCCAGUGGGAGGUACAUGAGGGUGCGUGGGGGGUGCUGGAGCUAGUGUGGCCGAAGCCCGAUUUACUGAUUAUUGGCACUGGGCCGAGUGUUAUGCCGCUUGCACCUGCUGUGCGAAAGUACCUGAACGAUCUUGGUAUUCGGCUAGAGGUCCAGGAUACGCGGAAUGCGUCGGCGCAGUUCAAUCUGCUGGCGACUGAGCGCGGCGUUGGACAGGUUGCGGCGGCGUUGAUCCCUACAGGGUGGCGGGAUGGAAGAGGCAUUGACGUUGACUGA
Ascochyta rabiei is the source of this 750-nucleotide messenger RNA. RefSeq lists its product as uncharacterized. Gene Ontology annotation, biological process: mitochondrial respiratory chain complex I assembly. The record is from RefSeq and is a predicted model, not a curated record. Gene Ontology annotation, cellular component: mitochondrial inner membrane. NCBI's taxonomy places the organism in Eukaryota, Fungi, Ascomycota, Dothideomycetes, Pleosporales, Didymellaceae. The coding region runs from base 1 to 750 and encodes 249 amino acids. The transcript is spliced from 2 exons.